GAAGACUUUGGCGUUGCGGAGGAUCGAUAGUGCAUUUGUUUCCCGUAUCUUCAAUCACAGAAACCAGCAAUAGUACAAGAUGUCUGACGCUAUCACUAUUAGAACUAGAAAGGUUUUGUCCAACGCUUUGUUGAGCAGAAGACAGUUUGUCAUUGACGUCAUCCACCCAAACAGAGCUAACGUCUCUAAGGAUGAAUUGAGAGAACAACUCUCUGCCUUGUACAAGGUUGAAAAGGACCAAGUCUCCGUCUUCGGUUUCAGAACCCAAUACGGUGGUGGUAAGUCCACCGGUUUCGGUUUGGUCUACAACUCCGUUGCUGACGCCAAGAAGUUCGAACCAGCAUACAGAUUAGUCAGAUACGGCUUAGCCACCAAGGUCGAGAAGGCUGCUAGACAACAAAGAAAGCAAAAGAAGAACAGAUCAAAGAAGAUCUUUGGUACUGACAGAAAAGCUGCAAAGAAGGCCGCAAAGAGAGCUCAAGAUUAAGCCUGAUGAUAGUUUCAAUAAAUAUCUUUUAUAUAUAAUCUUUACUUUAUCAUUUUCUCCCUUCUACAAUUUUGUUGUUUUAAUAAAAUAAAAAUCAAAUAACAUUUACCAGGAAAAAGCGCAUGGACGUGGAAUGUUUGGAAAUGUUGAGGUAAAUAUAAAAGGAGAGUACACAAGACAAAUGUAAGUAGGGGAUCCGAUGAACCAGAACGAUCCAUCGGCUAAAAAAAAAUGCACAAUGAGUCGGAUAUAGAGUUGACAGUGGCGGGGGUUAAUCGUCCCAUCUAAGGCGCAGAUUUAACCUUCUUCUCCUGCAACACUCUCACCUCUUCCUCCAGCUUCUUCAUCUGGGCUUGCAACUGCGCCAAAUCGUGGUUCAAUCUGUUCUUCUCGGUGUAAAUGUUUUGCUUCCACUGCUUGAAGCGCUGGUCUUCGUUUCUCAACUGCUCGGCAAAGUAUCUCUUC
Pichia membranifaciens NRRL Y-2026 is the source of this 952-nucleotide messenger RNA. RefSeq lists its product as hypothetical. NCBI's taxonomy places the organism in Eukaryota, Fungi, Ascomycota, Pichiomycetes, Pichiales, Pichiaceae. The transcript has 2 exons. Gene Ontology annotation, biological process: translation. The coding region runs from base 80 to 487 and encodes 135 amino acids. Gene Ontology annotation, molecular function: structural constituent of ribosome. Gene Ontology annotation, cellular component: ribosome. The record is from RefSeq and is a predicted model, not a curated record.